AUGGCGACCACAGGCCAGGGGCCUGUACUUUUCGUGCCCCUAAGAGAACCUCCAAUCAUUCCCCGGCUGCAAGCCCCCAGGCUAAACCACAACAACCAAGGUCUUGAGCUACCCACUCCUGUCAGUGCUGAUAGGUUGGCCUCAUUAUUAGUAGGUUAUGAUGCGGUUAAGGUUUCUAUUCUUUUCAACGGUUUUCAGUUUGGUUUUGCUUUGCAUUAUGAGGGCAGUCGUGAGUCGGCAGUUUCUGGUAACUUGUUGUCCACCAAGGACAAUCCUGAGGCCGUAGAUAAAAAACUUAUAACAGAAUUGCAAUCUGGGCGUUUAGCCGGACCUUUCGUCACUCCACCCUUGGUCCCUUUCAGGGUUUCGCCCCUAGGUUUGGUACCCAAGAAGUUGCCUGGGGACUUCAGAUUAAUUCAUCACCUGUCAUACCCCAAGGGCUUGUCUGUGAAUGAUGGCAUUUCAUUGGAACAUUCCACAGUGCGCUAUGCCACGAUUGGGGAUGCCAUUUCCAAGAUUAGGGCUGCAGGGCGGGGGUGUUUUUUGACUAAAACCGACAUCAAAAAUGCCUUUAGAAUUAUUCCUGUCCGACCUCAGGAUUAUAAUUUACUUGGCAUGCAAUGGAAAGGGUUUUACUAUCAUGAUCGUUGCAUGCCCAUGGGCUGCUCUAGCUCUUGCAAAACAUUUGAGUUAUUCAGCACUGCCUUGGAGUGGAUAGCUUUGGAGAAAUUGCGAUUACCACAGGUAGUCCACCUACUAGACGAUUUUCUUUUUAUUUCGCCAAGUCAACACUUAGGUGUCAUGCAUUUGAAUUUAUUUUUGGAUGUUUGUAAUUAUUUGGGAGUCCCAAUAGCCCCUGAAAAGACACUAGGGCCUUCCACUACAUUAUCCUUUGCUGGAAUUGAACUAGAUACUAUACUGUUUGAAGCACGGCUGCCUGUAGACAAGAUUCAGAAGUGUUUAGAUACCAUCUCUAAAUUUCUGACUAGAAAGAAAGUCACAUUGAGGGAGCUACAGUCUUUGAAUGGCCUACUGAACUUUGCAUGUUCAGUGGUUGUCCCAGGCCGUGCAUUUCUUAGGAGACUUAUCGAUUUGACAAUAGGCAUCAAUUCGCCUUUGCAUUACAUUAGGUUAUCAAGGGAGGUCAAGGCGGAUUUAAGGGUUUGGCAGUGUUUUCUUGAAGAUUUCAAUGGUAAAUCAUUCUUUUUGGAGGAUACCUGGCACAGUUCUGAUAAGCUUAAGUUAUACACAGAUGCAUCUGGAGCUAUAGGUUUUGGGGCUGUUUUCGGAAAUAAGUGGUGCUAUGGUACAUGGCCAGACAACUGGAAGCAUCGUAACAUUGCGAUAUUGGAGUUUUAUCCCAUAGUUCUCAGUCUCUUACUCUGGGGCAAUGACAUGAGCAAUAGGUGUAUCCUAUUCUUGACUGAUAAUGAAGCAUUAGUACAUGUGAUAAAUAAGCAGUCCUGUAAGGAUAAGGAAUUGAUGUUUUUUGUGCGGCAAUUAGUUUUGACAUGUCUGAAAAAUAACAUAUUUUUCAAGGCGAAACACAUUCCUGGUGUUCGGAACAGCUUAGCCGACUCCUUAUCUCGUUUACAGCUUCAGAGAUUCAGAUUAAUGGCUCCUCCCACAGUGGAUCAGCUGCCAGCGGAGAUUCCAGCCCAUCUGCAGCCUCAGAACUUGCAACUGUUGUAACUAAACUAUUGCAGUCUAGCUUACAGCCAUCUUCUAUGCCAAUUUAUAGGAGAGCUUGGAACCUUUUUUCUCAGUUUAUUUAUGCUACCAACAUUGCCUUUUCAGCAACCCUUCCUAUUUCACCUUCCACAUUAGCUUUGUUCAUAGCAUAUCUUUUUGACAAGAAUUAUGCUCCCGCAACAGUGAAUACCUAUGUUUCAGCCUUAGGCUAUCUACAUAGGCUUUCAGAUUUGCCAGACCCUUCUAAAGCCUUUUUCAUUUUGCAGAUGCUUAAGGGUUACGGAAAAAUAGGUUUCCGUUUAGAUUCGCGCCUUCCAAUAACCCUCCCAAUUCUUCAUAAACUCAUAGAGGCUGCAAAUAAUUUCUCAUUGAGUAGUUUUCUUAUUGCGCGGUUCCAAGCUAUGUGUCUUUUAGCUUUUCAUGCCUUCUUACGAGUUGGUGAGAUAACCACCUCCUCGGGUAACAAAGGUAAUCCCCCUCUUGCUAUCUAUCAAAUUACCAAAAUGGUCAAUGAACAAAAGGAAAUUGUAGCUCUUAAGCUUACCUUUGGUAAUUUUAAGCAUAGUUACAAUCAGCACCCAUUUUCAAUCGAAGUAUCGCGUAGGAAUGAUGUUUGUCCGGUACAACAUAUUAUGAAGUAUUUAUCUCUCCGGGGUAGUGGGCCAGGACCUAUUUUUAUUUCUGCGGAUGGUUCCCCUGUACCUAGAUCAGAAUUUACGGACAGGCUUUCAGUUGCCAUUAAAUCAUGUGGGUUAGACCCCUCCAGAUACAAGGGCCAUAGUUUCAGAAUAGGUGCUGCUUCUAAUGCUGCAGAUGCUGGCAUGUCCGAUGCGCAGAUUAGGGCCUUAGGCCGCUGGAAAUCCAAUGCAUUUCUGAAAUAUAUUCGCAUCCAAUCAGUGUCCACAUCUGUUUAGAACCAGAAGGCAACUUGCAGGGGGAGUUGUCCUUCACGCUUGGCCCUGAACUGAUUCUUUGUCUAGCAAGGGCAGCGGAGAUUUUGUUUCGGGGUCAAGAGUACAUUAGCAUUUGCAACUUGGUAUCUGGCUAGCAAAGGCGGCAGGUUUAAUGCUGCAUACUUUUUACGCAACUUGCAAGGGCAGUUGCCACUCAUUCUUGGCUCUGAAGUGGGGCCUUGUCUAGCAAGGGCAGCGGGGUUCUCUAUUUCAGAGCCAAUGAUUUGUCAAUAACAGUUGGAUUAUAGUUAUCAAUAAGGUUGUUUUUCCUAAGUAUGUGCUGUUUUUCCUUUGGGUGGGGCUAGCAUCAUGUUUGUGAUGCUUUUGGCGUUUUGUUGCCCUCACCUUUACUGGGCUAAGAUAAUUGAAAAUAUUGUAAAUAUAAAGUGAAAAAAUAAUUAUAUUAAAUACGGCUUUGGGCGUGGCCCAUAGCCAAUUAAGUCCAUACAAUGGUGUGGUCUACAUUGAUCGGGGUUGGGCCCAGUAAACUAGCUUCAGGAAAAGCAGCAUUUUACCUUGUAAUUGCGAGAGAGAAAAGCAUAAAGGAAAUAUUUGUUUGCAAAUAGAAAUUUUAUGCUUUAUUUCGAGCACUGUUUAGUAGCAUGUAUGUUAUGUAAUAUUAUUUGUGGUCGCGUGUCAGCACCAUGUCUGUUAGGAGGACAAAGAGGGGGGUCAAUUAAUUGUGCAUUAUCACAUACACGUGACCGCUUAGCAAGGAUCACUUGUCUUCUGUAACUCGUUGAGAACAGAAGUGUUUUUUGACCCACCACCUCCCCCUUUUCUCCUCCUCACACUAUCAGAUUUUAGAGUUGUCAAGUUGGUUGCGUUUUGUUGCCCUCACCUUUACUGGGCUAAGAUAAUUGAAAAUAUUGUAAAUAUAAAGUGAAAAAAUAAUUAUAUUAAAUACGGCUUUGGGCGUGGCCCAUAGCCAAUUAAGUCCA
Molecule: messenger RNA, 3586 nt
Organism: Nematostella vectensis (starlet sea anemone)
Lineage: Eukaryota; Metazoa; Cnidaria; Anthozoa; Actiniaria; Edwardsiidae
Exons: 1
Coding region: 1-1692 (563 amino acids)
Source: RefSeq, a predicted model, not a curated record